Molecule: messenger RNA, 3261 nt
Organism: Lytechinus variegatus (green sea urchin)
Lineage: Eukaryota; Metazoa; Echinodermata; Echinoidea; Temnopleuroida; Toxopneustidae
Exons: 11
Coding region: 394-2121 (575 amino acids)
Molecular function (GO): RNA binding
Source: RefSeq, a predicted model, not a curated record
UUGGAAAACCGUCACUGGCGUCAGUCCGGUUUCAACUUGCAUUCCCUUCUGUAUUCCUCUUUUGUAUUGUCCUUCUGGUGUGUAAUUGCUUUCAAUCAACGUGUUGAUUAUUUUGACAGUUGAAUCUUUCUCACGAUCACGAUUGCUUGAUCUAACCUUUGGCUUUGCCUUGAAGUUGUUUAGCAAGUCAAGAUCAAGUGACACUACUUUUUACCAACCUGUAGUGAAUAUAUUCUUUAGUAGAUCAUUUUCAGCGUUCCGUCCGUCCAAUGGUUGUGGCCGAGUCGUACUUUUUCUUUGUUAUAGUCCAUGUGUUCUUCUGUUGUGACCCAACUGUUCUGUGUGUGAAGGAAUGCCGUUAGCAGCUGGGUGCCGGGUGUAGACACUCGUUCAAUGAACAAGGACCCCAACAUGGCUGAAAGUUCAUCCAAAGAAUGCAAGAUACCGGAGGAGUUGAAGAAAUUUACGAGAGCUGUACUCUUGUCCAAGAUCGGAGGGGUGCCCCUUGAAAAGUUUGGUUCUGAUUUCAAGAAGCUUGCUGGCUACCCACUUCACUUCAAGGAGCUUGGUUUCUCUACUCUCAGAUUAUUCCUAGAAGCUAUGCCCGAUGCUGUCAGGUUUGAGUACAGUGAUGAGGCAUCAAAGUGGAUGUUAUAUGGGAUAGGAGAUCCUAAUACAUACAUGAGCUCUGCAGCCAAGAAGGCACAAUACUCCAGACCUGGUGAUGGGACAAAGGACAAUAAUAAUAGAAAGAGGAACAGAAAAAAAUCUGGAAAGCCAGACAAAGGUGACAAUCAUAAUACCAGUAACGGUGAUAGAAGCCAAAGGCCAGCAAGUAGAAUGGGAGUAGAUGACGAGCGGAAAGAAGAUGGAGAACUUCGAAUACCAAUGAGUCAGAGGGGAUUCUACUCAGUUUGUGUAUAUUAUAAGAACACAUUGGGUGAGAGAAGAUACCAAAUAAUGCAGGAAAUUGUUGAACUAUUUGCUACCCAAGGAGAUGUUGUAGAAAAGUCCUGUCUGAAAAACUUGAUGUUCUUCCGCUUUCUGAGCGAAGACGAAGCCAUCUCGGUCGUCAAAUUGUACAACGGACGUUGCCUGUCCGAUGGGACACAAAUCAGAGUCCAGCCAGCUACUGAAAAACUGGCUUCUAACAACAAAAAACCUGAACCUUCACAUGGGAAACCUUCUCUACAUGAACAAAGAAAGCUACAGGGGGAUCUUAUUCACCAACACCUGCAAAACAAUGAGCAUAUAAGAGCAGAGCAACAGAUGUUCCAGCAACAUAGUGGGGCAUGGCUACCAGAUCAGUUUAUGUCACCAUAUAUUGGGAUGCAAGACGCAUACACAGGAAUGCAUGGAGGUCCAUUUUUACAGGGACAUCCACAUAUGAAUAAUGACAAUCUUGAGAGACGAGCGAAUCCCGCUCAGGAACUUUGUGUUCUUCACCUCAACAGAUCCAUUACUGUGGAAGAUCUCAUGACCCAUUUCUGGCCGUUCAACCCACUGUUUGCAAGAAUGCGGAGUAAAACUGAUGGCAAUGACAGAAAAUUCUUUGCAUUUGUUGCGUUUGGAUGUAUUGCUGAUGCACAUAACGCUGAAGCCGCCCUACAGGGAAGCAAGAUAAAAGGCUGCCGUAUUAGUCUUGAAGUAGCCAAAACAAAACGCCAAACAGACCGUUCGGCAGGUGGAGAUGCCACGUUGCAGCAGGACAAAAAUUCCAAUAACGUCAAACCAAGUAGAGAGACUACUGAAUCAAGAGACCAACGUCAUAGUUCCCUAUCCGACGUCGAAUCCGUUGACAGCAUCUCAGCCGAGGUUGAAGUGAAUGACGAUCCAAACUCUCCUUCGUACAUGGACAGUACGUUACCUGUCAUCGAUGAUUCACCUUACACUGCUAAUAAGACAUCCCGUUCAGAUGAUACCAUGAGUUCAGGAGGCAGCGAGGAUUCAUCUGUUACAAGUCAACAAGGGGGCGUCCCGUUCGGAAGAGGUAGGGGGUCGUUGCUUGGUUACCUGUCGCCGUCCCCUGGGAGAGGCCUCGCACUGCUUAGUACGGGAACGGAGAAGAAGAAACCCAGACCAAGCCUGGCAGAUCUGGCGGACAGGCUCCAUGAACUCUGAAGAAUGUGCAGCUGAUGUUCGUGGGCUCUUCACCUGAAGUACCAUGUUUGAUCUCUUAUGUGGGAAGGUAUUGAAGUGUAGAUGCGAGAGCUCACUAGACUCUGUAAAAUCGCUGUAAUGAUAGGCCUGACAUGCAUAGAAAGAUGUAUACUCAUGAAGCAAACCUUGCAAUUACGUAUGCUUUCAGGGUAUGUGAAGAGGGUCUGUACCAUUGGAUUAGCUGUAGAAAAUGCAGCCUCUGAAGCUAUGUAUUACUCCUGCUGAAAUCCAAAGCCUGAUAAAACUCAUAGUGCAUGUAUAAUAAUUUCAUUUGUCUUCAUAGGAAUGAUUCAUGAUGAUGAUGAGUUUUCCUAUACAUGUAGGUUUCCCUUCUUGCUCAAAAAAUCUGCUCCGAGUACAAUUAUAAACUGUACUGGUAAGAGAGGUGAAGACAUAUGGUUUUCUAAACAUCACAUGGGCUAAGUUCGGCCUAGAGAAUGUAAAAAAAAAGCAAAAUCGUUCCAUAUUUUCUGGAAUAUUUCAAUUUUCAUGAAUUUUAUUGAUACAUCGAAUCAGAAUCCUGUAUGUGACAGUUAAUGGACACCUGACAACUCCCCCGAGGGCAUCUCCCCCAAACCAACUCUCACUGAUAACUUUCCUGGAUGGGAAGUCCUCCAACGACAAUCGCCUUGAGAUAAUGAUGUGCGCCAUCAUUGGAUAUAUUUUACUGGCUCUGACAAUGUGAUUUAUAUUUGACUUUCCUGUUUUGAAGAGCUGGCCUCUAUUUUGUCCCACAUUGGCAAACAGAAGUGACUAAAAAAAAAAAUUCUGUAAGCAAUCAAGAUGCAUUUAAUUACGUCAAAAAAGGACAUGUUGCUGAUAAUCGUCACGACCUGCUGAUAAUUUUAUAAUUUACAAGUGGCAAUUUAGUCUAAAAGGACCCAUGGUAUUAUGAUUGUCCUGUAAUGAGUCCAGUAUUUAUGAGUGGCCAUGAUUAUCUGUUUUAUGUGGCGUGGUUUCUUCUUUUAUUUUGUCAUUUUGAUAAUUAGAUUUUUAACAUCAGAUAAUUAGAUUUUUAUGACAGUCAAAUCACAUGUGAUUAUCUCCUUCACAUACCUUCAAACCUUUUGGAUUCAUUCUUGAUAUUUUAUCCCCCCCCCC